Symbiodinium sp. CCMP2592 is the source of this 2598-nucleotide messenger RNA. The record is from the annotation of a GenBank genome assembly. Lineage: Eukaryota; Dinophyceae; Suessiales; Symbiodiniaceae.
AUGGCAGGCCGAGGCCGAGGCCGGGGCUCCGGCCAGGGUCGCGAUUGGUACGGCAGCUGGGGCCGCAGCUGGGACAGCGGCUGGGACAGCGACUGGUACGGCUGGAGUGAUUGGGGUGGCUGGUGGAGCGGUUGGCCAGAACAGUGGCCAGGUGAUCUUGCCACUGGCACCGCCACUUCAAGCGGUCGUUUGCCAGGUGGUCUUACCCCUGGCGCCGCCACUUCAAGCCGGAAGACUGAGUGGUCCAGCAAGUUUCCGCCUGGUCAGUUCGUGACGGCGCUGGUCCCGCUGGCAAUGAACAGCUACAGAGACCGGUCAUACAGCCCCAUUGCGACGUACAUCCAGGAGGAGCUUCUCUGCCACAUCGCCAUGAGGGCGACGUCGCCGGACCGCUUUGGCCACAAGAGAGCCCGCAUGACCAUCAAGGGCCUUCAAGCUGAGGCCGCUUGGCGGCAUUUUGUGCGGGAGACCAACAAGCUGGCAGAGCAAGGUGUGCUGGCAGAUCUGGAAGAUGGCAAGGUGGCCUGGCACCGCUGCCCACCAGCCAAGCGGGAAAAAAAGCAGGACGACGAUUCCGUGGACUGGGGCGGCUCGGAGGAGUCACUGUCUGAGGCGGGAGGGCAUGCGGCGCCCGAUCAUGUAGAGACGGAUGAGUCGUCUGAUGGUCUUACCUCAGACGAAGAAACGCAAGAGGAUGCUGCGACUACAGGGCCUGCUCCGCCCCAGUCAAGAUGGGAACGACUGAGAGCCUUGGCCAUCAGGCAAGUUCAGGCAGCCAGAGACAAGAAUGGUCUCAGCCAAGAGGCUGUCAACCUGGUGCGGAGCGUUUCCGAGGAGGAGCCACUGCCCAAGGAGCUUCUGAGCUUGAGGAUUUCUUUCUGCAUCUGCUGCUUCGGCCGUGGAUGGCAGCUCAGGAAGGCGUUGCCAGCAAAUAUUAUGCUCCAGCGCGGCCACAUGCAGAAUGUGCGUUUCUGCAUUUCUUUGUAUGACAAUGCCGGCACAGAUGGCGAGAAGACAAGAGUUUUCAUCGAAGAACACUUCCAGGAAGAGCUGGCAAACGGGUUCUUGGUGGUCCGCUUUGCAAAUGAUGUGCCGAAUUUUUCAUUCCCCCGUGUGCAAGAACGCGGCUCACAAGCUGGCAUUGUUGGUGCCUUGGGGCCAAGGCUUUGUGUCCUCGGAUGGUCUUACCUCCUUGGACACGGACUGGACAAGGGAGCCGCAGGCCUGGGAACACGUGGCGCCAGCGACAGCUGCCUCCACGGAGGUGACUCUGGCUGCACAGGCCGCAUGGGCGUGACACAGGAAACCUUCCUGCAGCUCAACGGCUACGACGAGUCCUUCUACCCGACUGGCUACCAGGACAUCGACUUCUUUGAGCGCCUGAAGCACAAGGCGCCGGGCUGGGCCUAUCGACUCUCCUUCCACCGCGGGUGGUCGAUCCCAAAUGACAGAGACGAGAAAGUUGCCCAAACCACAGCAAAGGUCCAACAUUCGGGCUGCAGUCUCACGUGGUCCUUGCAAAAUGCAAGGAACAGGGACAGCAGCAAGGAGCAGCUUAGUGAGGGGCGGUGGUUCCGGAAUACGGACACGCAACCGGAGCCCCGCAAAGCGCUGCUGCUGCUGAAAGCAUUGGGCGGCCCCUCACUAAGCUGCUCCUUGCUGGCUGCUGGAAGGAUCAGGGAUGGUCUUACCUCCCAGGUCAGGGAUGGUCUUACCUCCCAGGUCAGGGAUGGUCUUACCUCCCAGCGCGGUGCAGGCGAGGACCAUGCCAAGACAGAGGUCGAUGAGGCGAUGGAGGUGGACCAGGAGCCCCCAGUCCAAGCCACGAAGGAGGAGGCGGCAGCUGCUGCAGAUGCGAAGGCACGUCCAGCGGACAGGCCUACGGCUGGGAUGGUCUUACCUCCCAAGCGGAACAAGGUCUACGUGGACAUUGUGACGUGUGGGGUGGCCAACCUGCAGUUCACUUUGGCCCCGGCCAGCGGCAGGAACAGGUUGCCGGCAGCCCUGUACCACAAAUGCAAAGCAAUGAGGCUGUUGGCAACUUCCAAAGGAGACCGGGCGGUGGACCACAACGCACUUGUUGAGAUGCUGCGCGAGGUGGACGUCUUCCCGCGCAACACCACAGAGCAUGUUGCGUUGGACACGCGGGUCUUCCACGACCCCCGGAAUAAGAACACCCUGCGCGACCACAUAGGGUACCACCCCGAGAUCAUACGCAUGGUGGCGGAGUCCGAGACGACAUGGUUCCACGAGUUUGUCCGCUUUGUGCGACGCGCGGUCCGCGCCGCGCAAGAAAAAGACAUCCCCGCGGGUCAGCGCAGGUCGGUCGGCGUCCUCUGCUUCUGCAAGAGCGGCAACCACCGCUCCGUGGCCAUGGCCUUUCUCCUCCAGCACGCCUUACAAAACUCCAACAUCAUAGAGGCAGUUCAAUGUGCUCACGUGACCGAGAUGGCAGGGAACUGGGCAGAGCGCCAGUGCGGACCUUGCGACAUUUGCCGUGGGCAACCAAACCAGGUCAACACGGCUCAUGAUAAUAUUUUGCGCCAGGCGAAACAUCGCGCCAGGAGUGCCUGGAAGCAUGCAGUCCAGAGCGCGUGA